AUGGAGAUUUCAAACGAUGGGAGUCAAGAUUCGAUGAAUAUCGACAAAUUUGAAAAUGUUAAAGAAGAGGAGUCUAUUUUGCCAAUAGCAUCUGAUCAAGUCUCAGAGGAGAUUGGCAAACCUCAUGUAGAGGAUGGUUUAACACCAGAGUCAUCAAAAGUAAAGCAAGAGGAGCCAAAAAGUCCUGAAUCCUCAAGCACUGAAACAGACACAGAAUUACAAAAAUUAGGAUCAACAAUUCCAAAGAAACAGGCUGGUACAGUAACUCGUAAAGGACCGCGAAGGACAAAACCAGGGUCUUCUAUAAAUGUAGAUUUCGAAGGUCCUACUUAUUGUCUUUGUAAAGGACCUGAUGAUGGUAGAUGGAUGUUGGGAUGUGAUGGCUGUGAAGAUUGGUUUCAUGGAGAAUGUGUCAAUAUUCCAGAGUCUUACGAUGAAUUGACAGUUCAGUAUUUUUGUCCCAGUUGCACGGCUAGUGGUCAUGGUGUGACCGCAUGGAGAAGGAAGUGUAGGCUUCGGGAAUGCUCAAAACCUGCUGAAGCCUCAUCAAAGUAUUGUUGUCAUGAGCAUGGUGUCCUUUUCAUGCGAUCUAAACUUAAAAGUAUGACACUUGAGCCUUCCUCCUUAAAAACAUUAACUAUGGUUGCAGAUAACUUUGAAGUAUUCCGUAAUUUUGGCAGCCAGGCACCUUCCUUACCAGAGAUAAUUCUACCAGAAAACGUCUAUGCGUUUGAACGAACCAAUCUAGAAAGCAUUGAACAGAGUUUGUCAACAAUGCAUGAGAAAGUUCGUUUUGCUCAAGAAAAAAAGCAUUUCCUUCAGCUUGUGAAGGAUGCUUCACGAACUCUUGUUCAAGAGUUUAAAGAAAAAGAAGGGUUGAAAAAGGAUAUUUGUGGAUUUGAUAAUCGCCUGUUAAUGAAUGAUAAGGACUUAAAAAAUUUAUGGCAAUCCAUAUCUCCGGAAGCUCCUAUUACAGAACUAGAGCAAAUGCUAGAGCAAAUGCAAUGUACCUCUGAUUGCAUCUGCUUACAGGAAAAGCGGAGGUGCUUAAAACAUGCAAAUUGGCAAAUUAUAUUUUCAGAGGAUAUAAACCAGGAGGAGAAGGGCUUGAUGCAUAAAUUAGAACAAAUGGAGACUGCUAAGCAACGUCUAAUAGAUCAUCAAAAGGAAAGAGCAAUACUGGAUGUCGAGCAUGAAGGCCAUCCGGAGUUUCAUCGCUCCCAAAUAUCAGCGGAAAGAAUGGAAAGACUUUUGCGAUGA
Molecule: messenger RNA, 1260 nt
Organism: Schizosaccharomyces octosporus yFS286
Lineage: Eukaryota; Fungi; Ascomycota; Schizosaccharomycetes; Schizosaccharomycetales; Schizosaccharomycetaceae
Product: Set1C PHD Finger protein Spf1
Exons: 1
Coding region: 1-1260 (419 amino acids)
Biological process (GO): positive regulation of DNA-templated transcription
Cellular component (GO): Set1C/COMPASS complex
Source: RefSeq, a predicted model, not a curated record